AUGGCACACAGGUUUGCAUUUGAGGCUCUCGAUCGAACGUUCAAAGAUAUAAUGGGCGUUGACCUACCAUAUGGAGGAAAGGUCAUAAUCUUUGGAGGAGAUUUUCGACAAGUUCUUCCAGUUGUUCCAAAAGGUACAAGAUCUGAAUUGAUGCAAGCAAGUAUGAUUAAUGCUUCAUUUUGGGAACACGUGAAAAUCAUUCGUCUUAGGCAUAACAUGAGAUCCAUCAAUGAUCAAGACUUUUCAGAGUUCUUACUUCAUGUUGGUAAUGGGGAACAAGAAACUAUGAUAGACGACAUGAUGCAAUUACCAUCAUCUAUGGUUAUUCCAUGGAAUGGUGAAGAAUCCAUUGUCCAAUUGGUUAAUGAAGUUUUCCCCGAUUUGGAAUGUCAUGUAUGUGAUGCAAGAUACUUAGUGGAAAGAGCAAUUAUAACACCAAAAAAUGAGGAUGCUGACAAAAUCAAUAAAAUGAUCAUCGAUAAAUUUCCGGGGAUUGAACAUAUCUUAUACUCUUUCGAUUCAGUUGAGGACGAUGUGAGAAAUUUGUAUCAACAAGAAUUCUUGAAUUCAAUCUCACCUGGUGGAAUGCCCCCUUAUCAGUUAACUUUGAAAAAAGGUGCCCCGAUAAUGCUUUUGAGAAAUAUCGAUCCGAAGAUGGGGUUGUGCAAUGGUACAAGACUGGCUUGCCAUGAAGCUUACAAUAAUCUAAUUGAUGCCGAAAUCUUAUCUGGACAAUUUGCUGGAACUAGAGUGUUUUUACCAAGAAUCUCUUUAAAGACCACAGAAAGUGCAGGACUCCCAUUCGAAAUGAUGAGAAAACAGUUUCCAAUGAAAUUGAGUUUUGCACUAACUAUAAAUAAAUCACAAGGGCAGACAAUACCAAAUGUGGGUAUUUAUCUACCAGAUCACGUAUUCAGUCAUGGACAAUUGUACGUGGCUUUAUCAAGAGGAGUUUCAGCGUCUACAACAAAAGUCUUGGUAAAGAAAGGAGAGUUACACGGUAACGAAGGAGUCUUCACAAGAAAUGUUGUGUACAAAGAUAUCUUGCUUCCCUCGAAUUCAACAUAA
Molecule: messenger RNA, 1068 nt
Organism: Pyrus x bretschneideri (Chinese white pear)
Lineage: Eukaryota; Viridiplantae; Streptophyta; Magnoliopsida; Rosales; Rosaceae
Product: ATP-dependent DNA helicase PIF1-like
Exons: 1
Coding region: 1-1068 (355 amino acids)
Biological process (GO): telomere maintenance; DNA repair
Molecular function (GO): DNA helicase activity
Source: RefSeq, a predicted model, not a curated record